Molecule: messenger RNA, 1590 nt
Organism: Pistacia vera
Lineage: Eukaryota; Viridiplantae; Streptophyta; Magnoliopsida; Sapindales; Anacardiaceae
Product: probable xyloglucan galactosyltransferase GT14
Exons: 1
Coding region: 1-1590 (529 amino acids)
Molecular function (GO): glycosyltransferase activity
Source: RefSeq, a predicted model, not a curated record
AUGAUACAAGAGUUGAAAAAACUCUUGCUUCCAUUGCAGCUUUGUUUACACACAACUUUCAGGGAGCUUCUCUCAUUGUCUGCUGCAUUAGUGGAAGCCCGUCAAGAUCAAAUGGAGAAACCAUUCAUUAGAAAUUAUGGCAGUCAACUCCGGUUUGUAUUUCUAGUCAUCGUUGUUUUUUGGAUCUUGUUGCUUCGUAUUUAUUAUUCAUGUGUCACAGGUAGCAAGUUUGAUAUUAAACUUUUAGUAAACAGUUAUGUGAAUGCUUACCUUGGGAACAACAACAAUAUAACCAAGGUAAAUUUAGAUUUAUGUCUGGGUCGACAUAUCUAUAUACAUGAUCUUCCAAGCCGGUUCAAUGAAGACGUGGUCAAGAAUUGUAAUUUUACUGUCCCAGGAACUAAUAAAUUUCCUCUCUGUAAAUACGCAGAGAACUCAGGUUAUGGUCCUCAGAUAGAAAACUCUUCUAGGAUUUUAUCCAACAAAAGUUGGUUUGCAACAAACCAAUUUUUAUUAGAAGUUAUUUUCCACAACAGAAUGAAAACAUACGAGUGCUUAACCAACGAUUCAUCAAUUGCAUCAGCAAUUUUUGUACCAUACUAUUUAUGUCUAGAUAUUAUGCCAUAUCUAUGGGGUAAUUUCGACUUGUCGAUGAAAGAUUCACCUGGUCUUAAUCUACUCAAAUGGGUAGCAGAAAGACCUGAAUGGAAACGAAUGUGGGGUAGAGACCAUUUCUUAAUCGGAGGAAGGAUUGCUACUGAUUUCAGGAGAGAAAUAGACAGAAGAGGUGCCUGGGGAAGCAAGUUCAGAUUUUUUCCUGAAUCAAAUAACAUAACAAUGUUAUCAAUUGAAGCAAGUCCUUGGAACAACGACCUGGCCAUACCAUAUCCGACAUCGUUUCACCCUUCUGAAGACAGUGAGGUGGUGGAGUGGCAGGACAGAAUGAGAAGACAAGAGCGACCAUAUUUGUUCUCUUUCUCCGGUGCCCCACGGCCCUCUAUGAAAACUUCUAUUCGGAGUAUUCUCAUCGACCAAUGCCAAGCUUCGAGUAGUACGUGUAAAUUGCUGGAUUGUAGAGAGGGUGUAACCAAUUGCGAUAACCCAAUUCAUGUGAUGAAACUCUAUCAAAGUUCAAUAUUUUGCUUACAGCCUCCCGGGGAUUCAUUGACCAGAAGAUCAGCAUUCGAGUCUAUUUUAUCAGGUUGUAUUCCAGUUUUUUUCCAUCCGGGUAGCGCUUAUAUGCAGUACACGUGGCAUUUAACCAAGAAUUAUACUAAGUAUUCUGUAUUUAUACCAGAGAAAAAUCUAUGGGUGAGGGAAUUUAGGGUUAAUAAGACAUUGAUUAAAUUUUCAAAGGAAGAGGUAGCGGCCAUGAGAGAGGAAGUUAUAAGGUUGAUUCCAGGGAUAAUAUAUUCAGAUCCUAGGAGGGUUAGAAAGGAUGAGAUUCUUGGAGAUGCAUUUGAUUUGGCAGUGAAGGGAAUUCUUGAGAGGAUUGAGAAAUUCCGAAGUGCAAUUAGAGAGGGGAAGGAUCCUAGUAUUGGUUUUGCUGAACGCAAUAACUCGAAAUUCAAAGAUGCAAAUAUAGUGUGA